AGAGAUGUCUUCCAGACAUUUGCAGUUCCGAGCUUCCUCUUUCACUCAUCUGUGGAUGGUAACUGUGCCCCUCUCCCCCAGAAGCUUCCUGUUGGGGCUUCCUCCCCGGACAGACAGGCAGGUCUAGAAACUGGACAGUCCUGGAAACUCCUGGCCCCUUAAACAUGGACAGGCUGCUGCUGCUGCUGCUGCUGCCCCUGCUACGGGCGGGGUCCCUGCAGCAGAAUCCGUGGUACCAGCUGCAAGUGCAGGAAUCGGUGACAGUGCAGGAGGGUUUGUGUGUCCUUGUGCCCUGCACCGUCUCCUAUCCCUUGCUUGGCCAGACCGACUCUACACCCAUUUAUGGUGAAUGGUUCCAGAAAGUGGAUAGACCAUCCCAAAUGGACCUUCCCAUGGCCACAAACAACCCGGGCAGGGGAGUAAAAAAGAAGAGAAAAAUCCCAUUCCACCUCCUCGGGGACCCUGGGGCGAACAACUGCUCCCUGGGCAUCACAGACGCCCGGAAGGGGGACAGUGGAAACUAUUAUUUUCAGCUGAUGAGAGGUGAUGUGAAACAUAGUUACAAAAAUAACCUGCUCAUUGUGAACGUGACAGGGGUCCCCUCUGCGGUCUGGCUUCUCCCUCUCUGCUCUCCAGCGCUGACACGGACCCCCGAUAUCUACAUCAAGGAGCCCCUGGAGUCCGGCUCUAGCAGCCACGUGACGUGCUCCGUGCCAGGGGCCUGUGACCGGGCCACGCCGCCCACCAUCUCCUGGACCGGGGCUGCCCUCCGCCCCCCGGGACUGGACUCGAAGGGGGCCUAUAACUCCUCGGAGAUCCUGCUCACCCCCGGCCCGCAGGACCACGGCACCAACCUCACCUGCCGGGUGACCUUCCACAGGGCUGGCGUGAGCACGGAGAGGACCGUCAUGCUCAACGUGUCCUACGCCCCCCAGAACCUGACCAUCAGCAUCUCCCGAGGAAAUGGCACAGAGCUGAAUUACCUGGGGAACGGCUCAUCUCUUCCUGUCCUGGAAGGAGAAUCUCUGCGCCUGGCCUGUGUCACCGACAGCAACCCCCCAGCCACACUGAGCUGGUCCCGGGGGAGCCGGACCCUGAGCCCCUCACAUCCCUCGAACCCCGGGGUCCUGCAGGUGCCCCGGGUGGUGUCGGGCCAUGAAGGCGAAUUCACCUGCCUAGCUCAGCAUCCUCAGGGCUCCCUGUGGACCUCCGUGCGUCUCUCCGUGCAGAACGCCCCGCAGCUGCUGGGACCCUCCUGCUCCCAGGAGGAGGAGGGUCUGCACUGCGACUGUUCCUCCCGAGCCCAGCCAGCCCCCUCCCUGCGCUGGCGGCUGGGGGAGGGGCUGCUGGAGGGGAAUUUCAGCAACGCCUCCUUCAAGGUCACCUCCAACUCGGCUGGGCCCUGGGCCAACAGCUCCCUGAGCCUCCGCGAGGGGCUCAGCUCUGGCCUCAGACUCGGCUGCGAGGCCCAGAACGUCCACGGGGCCCAGAGCGCCACUGUCCUGCUGCUGCCAGGGAAGCCCAAGCUUGGAAGAGAAUUCAUUCUGGGGGCCGUCGGAGGAGCUGGCAUCGCUGGCCUGCUCAGUCUCUGUUCCUGCCUCAUCUUCUUCACAGUGAAGACCUUCAGGAAGGCCCCCGGUGAGAAGGAUGCGCCCUCCAUGCUGGGUCCCACCUCCCAGGCUCCGUCAGCUCAAGGACCUUGGCAGGUGUGUUUGGUUCAUCGGGACCCUCUGUGCAGCAUGAUGCAUGUCAUACAGCAUGUGCUCAAGAAACGCCUGCUGAAUAUUUCUCGAAUGAAAGAAAGGGUGAAUGUAUGGAAGAGAAGAAGGGCUGAAAGUUCUAGAAGACGAUAAAAAUGGCUGUCAGUGUCAUUCAUUCAAAGAGUACCCUUUAAGCCCCUACUGUGUGAUAGGGGCUUUCUACUUUCUAGGGAUGCGAGAUACCACCACAAACAAGAGGAACAAGAAGACUUUGCUGGGCUUACAAUCUGGAGGAGAAGCGUGGAGACACGACAGAUUAAACACCUGUUUCCCUCCAGAAGGCGACAAGGGGAGGCCUCGGGAUCUGAGAGGCAGUGAUGAGAAGGAGCCGGUCAUGCAAACCGAAGGGGAGGGGCUUCCCUGGUGGCGCAGUGGUUAAGAAUCCGCCUGCCAGUGCAGGGGACACGGGUUUGAGCGCUGGUCUCGGAAGAUCCCACAUGCUGCGGAGCAACUAAGCCCGUGCACCACAACUACUGAGCCUGCGCUCUACAGUCCGCAACACAACUACUGAGCCCGUGUGCCACAACUACUGAAGCCUGCGCUCUACAGCCCGCGUGCCACAACUGAGCCUGUGAGCCACAACUACUGAAGCCCGUGCGCCUAGAGCCCGUGCUCCGCAACAAGAGAAGCCACCGCAAUGAGAAGCCCGCACACCGCAAGGAAAAGCCCGCACACCGCAAGGAAGAGUAGCCCCCGCUCACCACAACUAGAGAACGCGCACAGCAACGAAGCCCCAACGCAGCCAAAAAUAAUAAAUAAAUUAAUUAAUUAAAAAAGAAGAGGAAAAUCGUCACAGACCAUGCGAAUGGCAAGUGCAAAGGUCCUGAGGUAGGAUUGAGCUUGGCCUGGCCUAGAAUCUGAGGGGUGGUUGGGCGCUCGGGCCAAGGCAGAGGCAAGAUGAUCCUCAAGUUACUCCAAAGUCCCCGGGCUCCUUAAGGAGCAUCUCUUCAUUAAGUUCCUAACCAAGGGACAAACUUGGCAGUGAGUAAGUGGUCCCCAGAGAGUGAGCUGUAGUGAUCCUGAAAGGGGCCGUUCGGUCUUUAGCUUUUAAAUUUCCAUGGUACUGGGGGUGGGGGACAGGGAGGUACUGAAAGACAGGCCAGCACUGACGGGAAGGCUGGACUCACCCACUCGGUAAAUAUGGGUGGAAUAUUUAUGAGCCAGGCCAGCGAUGUGAGUGGGAAGCACAGAGAUGCAGAAACAGACGUGACCCGGCCCUCCCGGAGCUCACCACCAGCAGGUGACCAAACUCUGGGGGGUCCGGGCAGAGGCAGAGCCCUGGAGGAGAGGGCUAGAAGAGACUUAGCAGCCGCCUGCAGGGACAGGGCUGGGGGCAGAGAGGGGUG
This is a messenger RNA of Globicephala melas (long-finned pilot whale), 3106 nucleotides long. RefSeq names its product sialic acid binding Ig like lectin 11 (gene SIGLEC11). The record is from RefSeq and is a predicted model, not a curated record. NCBI's taxonomy places the organism in Eukaryota, Metazoa, Chordata, Mammalia, Artiodactyla, Delphinidae. Gene Ontology annotation, cellular component: plasma membrane. Gene Ontology annotation, molecular function: sialic acid binding. Gene Ontology annotation, biological process: cell adhesion.